This is a messenger RNA of Olea europaea var. sylvestris, 1246 nucleotides long. RefSeq lists its product as uncharacterized. The record is from RefSeq and is a predicted model, not a curated record. Lineage: Eukaryota; Viridiplantae; Streptophyta; Magnoliopsida; Lamiales; Oleaceae. The coding region runs from base 369 to 1016 and encodes 215 amino acids. The transcript has 3 exons.
AGGAAAUUCAGCUCAACUGAGAGUCCCACAAAUUGUUCUUUUUUCUUCUUUUUUGUCAUUUUUCUGUUUAAUCUUCAACAAUAUAUUCCUUUCUGCCUUUCCUUCUCUCUCUCUCUCUCUCUACAUCUGUCAAUGAAAUCGCACAAAAGUAAAACCCAGCAUUUUUAUUUUCUGGACCACUACCCCUUCCUUUCAUAUUAAUCCUCUUUUUGUGAAUUCACUUUUGAAUCGGAAAUUAUGGGAUUGCUCAUUUCUUUUGUAACUCAAGAGAUUUCGAUGGGUUAACCUCUCACUCAUUUAUUUUCUGUAGGGCAAGAGUAGAAAUAGAGAGAGGAGCAAGAACUAUAGCGGAGCUAUUGAGAGAGAGAAUGGAUGGCUUUGGUCGCGUGAUCAGAAGAAAGACUCUAGCUGAACGGCUAGGAUUGAAGAAUAUUGGGUGCUGUGGAAGCACAUGGGGCCUCCGCCCAACCUCCGUAAGUGAACGUGAUGACGAUGAACAAGAGUAUGGCCCAAAUGAACCACAAAUUGAAGUAAUAAGUGUAAACCACGCGCCUCCGGAAAACGAGGUAACCCCAGAGUGCAUCAGUCAUUCUCCGGCGGUGUCAGGGAUGAACUUGGCGGCGGCUUUGGCCGCGGAACGCCACCUCAGGGCAGCGCUAGAUUCGGAUAAUGGAGGCAUUGACCCAGGCCCAAGCCCAGAAAGGCCCAGUAACAAUGAAUGGUACGAUGGAACUGCAGGAACCGCACCUAGGACCUCAUUCCGAGUGUCGUUGAUGAGACUACUGGAAGAAACGGAUGGCUGGGAUGAAGAGGUGAAGAAAGAGGAAACAGGAGGACGACUAGAAGGUGGAUGUGGUGAUUCAGUGUGCUGCGUGUGCAUGGGAAGGAAAAAAGAUGCAGCAUUUAUACCAUGUGGGCACACUUUUUGCAGAAUUUGUUCAAGAGAGUUGUGGUUGAAUCGAGGUACUUGUCCCCUUUGCAACCGUUUGAUUCUCGAAAUUCUCGAUAUUUACUGAGAUCAGCCAGAUUGAUUCUUGAGGUUUGUGAUAGAUUUGAAUCAAACUAUGGUCAUGAAUUUUAUGGCAAUGUGGAAUUCACUCGUACGAAUUUUAAGUCCGAAUUGAUUGAUACUGUAACAGGAGAAAUCUUGUGGAAAUACAAUAAAGUAUUAAGUUUUCAUCUUGUGAUUAUUAUCGAAUAACAAAAAACUUCUUUUACCAGAUAAAGGAACUAUGUUUUCCCCCAA